CGUAGCCCCGCUAUCUCACAACGUAUACAUUCUUCAAAAAAAAGUGUGACAUUUUUCUUUUAGCUAAACAGGGUCUUUCAUUAUUGCUGUGCCGGACUAUUUUGUGUCUUUUAUACACACCAUUAUUACAUUCUGCAAAUGAAAAGGAAUUCUACUAUCAACAGUAAUUUAGCUUGUCAUCCCAAUUGUAAACUCAGCACUCCUUAUUCCAAAAGCGUUGCCUAUGCAAACCUUUCACGCAGUGCGUCACAUCACUGUCUGGAACGUACCCUGAAGGGCGGGACUAACCUAAGCCACCGAGCAGCCUGAUUGGUCAGCUGAGCUUGUCAUAAGAGAUUCCGGAUGUCUGCUUUGUGACUGGGAUGGUAUCAUGGAGAGAAACAGUCAUCAAGAAGGAGAGGCACAGGGAGUGAAGAUAUGUGAUUCACCCCUGGAGAGCAAUCCACCUGCCGACACCUUGGCGACUUCUCUCUCCCUUUUGGGAAAUCACAUGUUUCCUGAUCUGGCGGAGAGAAACAACAGUACCACUGUUGACAAAGAGGAGCCUGCAGAUUUACACCUGUCGGCCGUUACAGCACAGGAGCAGAGUCUGGAUGCAGAACCGCUUUCUAACCAGGUAAAAAAGCUACAGACUGAGGAGACAGAAACCUCUGAGUAUCAGAACAAUGAAUCCACUGAGACAGCUGACAGAGGAACCGAGGUUGCUGCCACAGACAAUGACCAGAGCGAUUCUGGGGAAUUUGUCGUUACAAUGUUGGCCAAGGCCAAGCUGGAGGAGCAAGGUAUAGGUGUGAAGGGAAGGUCAUCUCCCUUAUUGGAGGCAGGCACCCAGGAAUCUCCUGCAUUUAUAUCUCAUCGUGAUGAGGAUGUGACAGCUGACAGCUGGCGGCAGCACAGGAAGCAUGUUUUUGUGCUAAGUGAAGCAGGCAAACCCAUUUAUUCACGAUAUGGCAGUGAGGAGGCUCUUUCAUCCACAAUGGGAGUCAUGAUGGCGCUGGUGUCCUUUGUCCAAAGUGGAGAUAAUAUCAUCCGCUCAGUCUAUUCAGAGGAACACACUGUGGUGUUCUUACAGAAAGGGCCCCUAGUGCUGGUGUGCGUCUCAAGCAGUCGUCAGUCUGAGCAACAGCUGCGUGGAGAGCUCCUCUACGUGUACUAUCAGAUCAUCAGCAUGCUCACCCAGGCCAGCAUUUCCCGCAUCUUUGAACACAAGAAAAACUACGACCUGAGGAGACUCCUGGCAGGGUCAGAGAAGAUCCUAGACGGCCUCCUCAACCUGGUAGAUUCAGACCCCAGCUUCCUGCUUGCAGCAAUACACUGCUUACCCCUAGCAUCCUCUCUCAGGGACUCUCUCAGCCAGAUCCUGCAGAAAGCUAUUACGCCCAAUCUAGUUUUCUCCAUCCUCAUUGCCAAGAACCAGCUGCUCACCAUUGUCCAAGAGAAAACUGUCAUCGAGGACACCAGGCUGGAACCCGCUGAUGUCCACCUCCUGCUCAACCUCAUCGGAGCCUCCUCUGCCUUUCAGGCGGGAGAGAUCUGGACUCCCAUCUGCCUCCCUCUCUUUAAUCCUGACUGUUACUUUUAUGCAUAUAUUUCUUACUUGGACCCUCCAGAAUGCACUGUUUGUUUGCUGCUGCUCUCGACAGACAAGGAGGCUUUCUACGCUGUAGCUGAGUGUAAGAGGAAGAUAGAGGAGGCCAUGGUGGCUCAGAACUCCCUGAGCCUCAUUGCCAAAGCCCAGUCAUACAGCGUGAGCCAGGUGGGCGUCUCAGACCUCAGACACUUCAUGUACAAGCCCUUUGAUGUGCCAGACAACUACCGCCAGCUCACUCAGUUCACCAGCCCAGAGAUGGAGGCACCAUACAGCAGUGAAGAGGAGAAAAUGAGACUGCUGGACCUUUAUCGGUAUAUGCACAGCCGCAUCCACAGCACCUCACGGCCCCUCAAGCUCAUCUACCACGUCGCUGAGAGAGAAACUCUGCUAGCAUGGGUCACAAGUAAAUUUGAGCUCUACACCUGCUUCAGUCCUCUGGUGACAAAGGCCUGUGCUAUUACAGCUAUCACUAAACUUUUAAGGUGGAUUAAAAAGGAGGAGGACCGUCUCUUCAUCAGAUACCCCCCAAAGUAUUCAACCACCCCAAAUCCCAGCAAGAGCUCUCGAGGUGGAAAAUCUGACCAGCAAGACUCCACAGAUAACGGCUUCUUAUCUCUUCUAUAGGACUUGCUUAGUGCUCCAAUAGAGGUGGCUCUGCCUCAUUCAUCAAUAGUUUGUACACUGGUUCCAAGAUAUUUUUGAACCCUGUUUUGACACCUGUUGGACUUGACAGACAUUGACUACUGGAAUCAAACACUACGUUUUAUGUUUAUUUAAGAAGGAAUUAUCUCUUUUGAAACUAGUAUUAUUUCCUUACCUUAACAAGAAAGCAUGUCAUUACAUCACUGCUUUCGAUCAGAAAACAGUCAGGGCAAAACAGCAUUAGUACGUUUUAAAUUGACCCGUGGUAGAAUAUAACUGCAAUGAUAUUUAAAUGUUUUUAUAUUGUUUUAUUACUGCAACACGAGAGAAAUAUUCCUCAUGGACUGUGAAUGUAUCACACAGAUGACAAUUCAUUCAUAUGCUAUAACAAGUCAUUGAGUCUUUCUUGUGUAAAUUUAAAUGAGGAGAAAAAUGAACCUAAUCUACAAACUACCUUUCUCAGACUAGUUGUCGCAUAGAUUUUUUUUUUUUUUCUUCCCUGACACACAAUCAUCCAAAUGUUACAAAACAGGAUAUGCAAGAACUGAGAGUAUGUUGUAUUUUUGGGCUCAGCAUAAACCGGAAUAACAACUCGAGCUGCCAGAACAGGGAUGGGCCACCAUGCGUUAUAAUGAAGCUUGAAUAGACAAAUUGUCCUAUAUGAAUUGGUUGGCUAUUCCAGUGACAGAACUUCAAAACAUGUUUUAUAUCCCACUAAUGUUUCCACUCAACUGAAAACGAGCAGGUUUAAUUCAUGUUACAUUUUGUGCAGAAAACAAAUAUCUCAGCCUGUUACACCUGGUCACUUUACAUGAUUGCCAUUUACACUGUUAUUGUUUUCAUUAAUACAAGUCCAUUCUUGUCAGUCUGGAGAUCAUCUGUUAAAAUAAGAAGUUGCCUCUGAGCUCAUGCAGUGUUUUUCUUCAGAUACUUCUAGUAUGAUUAUCAGUUGACACCUGAUGUAGUGAGUUCAGGUUCUUCACUUUUGGAUAAGUUUUGUAAAGAUGGUCUAUAAAGAGUAGCCACAUCCUUGUGUCCUCUGAGGAAUUUCCUGUCAAUCCAAGUCUUAAGAGUAUGUCUAUAGUGUUAGGAAAUAAAUCCAAGGUUGCACAAAUGUACACUUGUCCUAAUUAAGUAGAGGUGUAGUGAUUAAGCUUCAUUUAUUAUCUACCAGAAAAGGACAAAUUAACAUUAAGAAAUGCUUGAUUUUUUGCAGGUCUGUAAUUUACAUAAUAAUGCUCUGAGUUUUCCUGGAAAGAACUGUGUAGUUUUGUACUAGAUUUCCAUUUAACUGCUUGUGUAACUUAAGAUAUUCCCCCUACAAUUGGUACUAAAUUACAUAGCUCUUUCCAGGAAACACUAUAGGAAACUAAAAGGUAAAAUAAAGCAUUACCAACACUUA
Xiphias gladius (swordfish) is the source of this 3635-nucleotide messenger RNA. Its product is annotated as vacuolar fusion protein MON1 homolog B-like. The transcript has 7 exons. The record is from RefSeq and is a predicted model, not a curated record. The coding region runs from base 371 to 2215 and encodes 614 amino acids. Gene Ontology annotation, biological process: protein targeting to vacuole; vesicle-mediated transport. NCBI's taxonomy places the organism in Eukaryota, Metazoa, Chordata, Actinopteri, Istiophoriformes, Xiphiidae.